AUGCAUCUCUUUGUGAAGAGCCCCACCGGCAGGACAAUCUGCCUCAAGGUCAAACGAUCAGAUACCCUCCAUACUGUGAAGGCAAAGAUUCAGGAACAGCUGCACUGCCUUUUCUUUGACGGAGUGCAGCUAGAGGAGGACAACCUUACAUUGGCUGAUUAUGGCAUCAAGCAUGAGUCCACACUCGACCUCCAAGAAAGAAUGCAAAUCUAUGUAAUGGAGACGCUGGCAGGUAGGACCAUCACGCUUGAGGUUGACAGCUUGGAUACCAUUGACACUGUCGAGUCCAAGAUUCAAUAUAUUCAGGGAUUUCCCAAGGAUCGCCAGUGCCUCAUCUUUGCCAAUAAACAGCUGGUGGACGAGAGCACCUUGGCAGACCUCAACAUUUGCAAGGACUCCACUCUUCUCCUUGUCCUCCUCCCGGCGGUCCACCACCCGGCCAUCCACUACCCGGACGGUCCAGGAGAUAAAAUGCGCAUCUUCGUGAGGGAGCUAAAAGGAAAGACCAUCACGCUUCAGGUUGAGAGGACAGAAAUCAUCGACAAUGUCAAGAUGAAGAUCUAUCAGGUGGACGGCUGUCGUCCGGCACAGCAACGCCUCCUAUUUGCCGGUCGGCAGCUGGAGAACGACCGCACCCUGGCGGACUAUACGAUUCGGAAGGACGAUACCCUCCAUUUGGUGCUCUGCCUUUGUGGUUGUUGAGAUGGUCAUCGGGACGUCUGACAAGUAUUUUUGCAGCCCUUUUUCUCUCUACUAGUGGUGUUUUAUCGGUAGAACUAUUGUUACACUCGUUCCAGUGGCGUGCUA
Lolium perenne is the source of this 807-nucleotide messenger RNA. RefSeq names its product polyubiquitin-like. NCBI's taxonomy places the organism in Eukaryota, Viridiplantae, Streptophyta, Magnoliopsida, Poales, Poaceae. The record is from RefSeq and is a predicted model, not a curated record. Gene Ontology annotation, molecular function: protein binding.